AUGAAUUUAUAUUGCAUCUUAUCUAGUACAAGAAAUAAGAGCAUAAAACUUAAAAGUGGAACAAAACAAAUUUUUUUUAUUAAAAAAAAUUUCUUUUCUAAUGAAAAAAAGUAUUUUAAAAUAGGAAUUGUAGGGGCAGGGCCAGCAGCUUUAUAUUGUUGUAAAUAUUUUUUAAAAAAUGAUAAUAUAAAAGUUGACAUUUUCGAUAAAUUACCAAAUCCAUUUGGGCUUAUAAGAUAUGGUGUAGCUCCUGAUCAUAUGCAAGUAAAGAAUACUUAUAAAACUUUUGAUCCAGUUUUUUUAAAUAAAAAUUACAGAUUUUUUGGAAACGUAAAUAUUGGUGUAGAUUUAAAAAUAGAAGAUUUAAGAAGUUAUUAUAACGCUUGCAUUUUUUGUUGUGGUGCUUCUGAUAUUUCUUUACCCAAUUUAGAAAGUGAAAAAAGAAAUGGGAUUUUUCAUGCAAGAGAUCUCAUUUAUUUUUAUAAUAAUUAUUAUGAAGAAUUAAGGUGUAAAAAUAUAGAUAACUAUUUAAAUUCUUAUGAUAAUUUUUCUAAUUCUGUUAUCAUAGGGAAUGGAAAUGUUUCAUUAGAUAUAGCUCGAAUUUUGACUAAGUCUCAUGAUGAGUUGAAAAAAACAGAUAUUAACAGUAAUUUUUUAAAUGCAGCAAAAAGGCAUAAUUUUAAACAUAUUUAUAUUAUUGGAAGAAGAGGAUUUUGGCAAUCUUCAUUUACAACUGCAGAAUUAAGAGAAUUAUUAAAUCUAAGUAACAUAAAAGUUAUAUUAAAUAAAAAUAACUAUGAUUUAUGUUUUCAUUUAAAAAACUAUGAUGAAAAUUCCAGUAUAAAACAAAGACAAAACAAACUCUUUUUAAAUAUGGUCAAAAAUUAUGAAGAUCUUGAAAAAAAUAAAAAUUUAUAUGAGAAAUAUAAAAUUAUUGAAUUCAUUUUCUAUUAUGAAAUAAAAAAAAUUAAUUACAUCAACAAUUAUAUGAAAAAUUUAGAAUUUGAAAUAAAUAAAAAUUUGCAAAUAUCUGAUCCUUCUCUUCAAAAAAAGUAUUUAACAACACCCUUACUUAUAUUUGCUACAGGUUUCAAAAAAAAUGCAUUCAAUGAAAAUUUAUAUAAUAAAUCGACAGAGAAAUUUAAAGAAGAUAUUUUAACAAAUAAAUUUGGAAUUUUUAAAGCGGGGUGGUUUGAUAAAGGAGCUAAAGGUAAUAUAGCUAGCCAAAUUCCAAAUUCUAAAGCUAUCAUUUCCCUUAUUUUUAAUUUUCUUCAAAAUACUACAACAUUUUUUGAUAAUGAUAUAUGUGAUUUAUUAAAUAAAAAGAAAAUUCAUUUUGUCAAUUUUGAUGAUUGGAUAUAUAUUCAAAAUUACGAAAAGAAGGCAGGGAUGCAAACAGGUAAAAUUGCAGAAAAAUUGAACAAAGUAAAACAGUUAUUACAUAUAUUAGAUGAAAGAAAACAAAAAAUGAAUCCCGCUUAA
Molecule: messenger RNA, 1482 nt
Organism: Plasmodium relictum
Lineage: Eukaryota; Apicomplexa; Aconoidasida; Haemosporida; Plasmodiidae
Product: adrenodoxin reductase, putative
Exons: 1
Coding region: 1-1482 (493 amino acids)
Molecular function (GO): oxidoreductase activity
Source: RefSeq, a predicted model, not a curated record